Ruditapes philippinarum (Manila clam) is the source of this 1504-nucleotide messenger RNA. RefSeq lists its product as uncharacterized. The transcript is spliced from 2 exons. The record is from RefSeq and is a predicted model, not a curated record. NCBI's taxonomy places the organism in Eukaryota, Metazoa, Mollusca, Bivalvia, Venerida, Veneridae. Bases 251 to 1396 code for a protein of 381 amino acids.
UUUUGUGAGAAAAAUCUUUUUUUAUUCUGUGGGAACAACUUAAUUUGAGUAAAAAAGAAUUUUUAUUCUGUGGGAACAACUUAUUUUGUGAGAAAAAUCUUUUUUUUAUUCUGUGGGAACAAACUAUUUUCUGCUAUAUUUUUUUCAAUAUCUUGUUCCCUCAAGAUAAUAAGUUGUGCGAACAAAUUAAUUAUGUUGUUCCCACAACAUAAUUCAACCAAUCAAUUUCUUGCAUCUUGUUGUCAGAAAAAUGGAUAGAGAUGUUUUAAUUAAACAGUAUUUUGAAAUGGGUUUGAAGUAUCAGGAUAUUCAAAAUAUGUUAGAAGAGAGGCACAACAUUUGUAUCGGACUAAGGCAUUUAAGAAGGUUGAUGCGAGCGCAGGGAUUAGCCCGAAGAAAUUACGAUGAUUUAAGGCAAGUUGUUGACUUUAUACACAGUCAAUUACAGGAAUCAGGUCAACAACAUGGUUAUCGUAUAAUGCACGCACGCUGCCAAGCCUAUGGUCUUAAUGUCAGAGUGAACGAUGUGCGCUUGAUUUUGAAGUAUAUGGACCCUGUUGGAUCGUCUCUAAGGUCGGCCAGACGACUUCAAAGAAGACAGUAUUAUGCACCAGGCCCUAAUUUCAUUUGGCACUUGGACGGUUAUGACAAGAUGAAACCUUUUGGUAUUUGUGUGAGUGGAUGUAUCUGUGGUUUUUCGAGAAAUGUCAUUUGGUUGAACGCAUUUCACACAAACAAUGACCCGCGUGUCAUUGGUGGAUAUUACUUGGAAGCAGUAGAAGAAUUGGGCGGUUCUCCAGUAUUAUUAAGGGGAGAUUAUGGCACAGAAAAUGUUCGAGUUCGAGAUUUUCAGAUAUUUCUAAGGAGAAACGACGAAAUGUACCAGCGCUCCUACAUUGAAGGGACAAGUACAGCCAACCAACGGAUAGAAUGUUGGUGGGGGUAUCUUCGUCGGGAACAUAUGAACUACUGGAUUCAAACAUUCAGUCAUAUACAAGAUACAGGGGACUUCUCUGGCGAUUUCGUGGACAAGAAUAUCUUGCGUUUCUGCUUUUUAUCAUUAAUACAGAAUGAGCUUGAUAUUGCUAAAGAUAUUUGGAACAACCAUCAUAUUCGUCCGACGAGAAACUCUGUUGCUCCCUCUGGAAGGCCGGCCUUGAUGUAUAAUUUUUCGAAUCUUUGGAAUGCACGUGACUACCUGUGUCCAGUUGCUACUGAGGAUAUAGACACUUGCAAAGAGAGUGCAACAUUUAGAUCAUCUAAACCAUGUGAUGAUGAUAUAUAUGAACUGUGUACAUCAUUUCUGGCAGAAUAUGGUAUCGCUCCUCCUAAGGAUGCUGCCGGUGCGCACAAUUUAUACCAGGAAAUUCGUCAACAUGUAAGAUCAUUACUGUAACUGACAAAAAUGCCUUCAAGUUUGGCUGACAGACACUUACCGGGUUAAUACCUGUUUUAAAGCCAUAAUUGAUUGCUUCAUUCAUUUCGAUUAAAUAGUAUUCCCAUU